This is a messenger RNA of Sitodiplosis mosellana (orange wheat blossom midge), 1468 nucleotides long. RefSeq lists its product as uncharacterized. The record is from RefSeq and is a predicted model, not a curated record. The transcript has 3 exons. The annotation marks the transcript as partial. NCBI's taxonomy places the organism in Eukaryota, Metazoa, Arthropoda, Insecta, Diptera, Cecidomyiidae.
UGGCAACAAUGCAAUGAUACCAAUAUUCCAAGUGCCAACAAGCCACCAUACAAGCAAUGCAAGCAACCGUUCAUCGUCGAGCAGUCAGCGAACAAAAAGUCAACGCAACAACAGAUCAAACGAUUCAGCAGCAGCAGCAGCAGCAGCAAACUUUGACUACGCCAAUGACUCUAACGAUGGUCAAAAUGGAGCUAAUGGUGGUAGUGCUAGUCAAUCAGCAAGUCAAUCAAGCGGUAGCAUGCAAACAGCACCCAUGCCACGGAACCGAGGCCAACGAACGGUGACGCCACGUCAGCUAACACCCGAACGUGCUCGAAAUAUGGAUCCACAAGAACUGUCGCAAAACUUCCAAACGUUCAAUCGGGGCUCUGGUGGCUAACCAAUUCCACUUUGAUUACACUCAUUCCCACCUGAUUACGCUAAGUACAAAGUGACUGAUAUAUGUAUAUGUAAUGUUGAUUUGUUAUCACUGAUUUCAUAAGUCGUUAAAAUCUAAAUCAUCUUGUUAGGAAAAUUCAUAAAUUCUAUUCUUUCUAAACUUUUCAUUUUCUUGAUUUACUAAGAAAUCCCGUUUCAAUUUGAUCCUUUGGAUAUUUCAAAGAAUUUCUUCUUGAUCUGUCAAAAAGUCUUUAGAACCCCAACAAAAUAAAAAUCUCUGCAUAAAUUCCAAGAAGAACCUUUUUUGGUUGGUGUUUCACUCAUUCCGGUAAAAGUCGGUUCCAUGAACAACAGCAACACAAAUACAAUGUUUACCGAAACCAACACUGACAGCGGUAUUCCAGCGCUUGCUUGAAUGUGAUACAUUUUUUUACAUCCAAUUUCUUCGAAAAUCAAAUAAAUCCUAAAACAAAAUGUAUUGUCAAAUGAAUGGAUGAUAUAAAAGCGAGAAAGAAAUAAUUUAAAAAUAUUAAAUUUGUGCUGCGAAAACGUAAAAAACAUUUCAAAUAUCGACGAUUUGAAAACGCCGUUUGAGCACAACCAUUGAACGCAUCCAUCGGUCUGUCAUUGAAAUUUCAUUGGAACUGUCACUUUCGUCUAGCAUUUUUAUGCCAGAUUACCGCCAACCGUUCACGAAAUAACAACUGAAAUCGAAUGCAAUCGGUGUGAAUAAAAUCGCUGUGCACUGACAGAAACAUUGGUCAAUUUGGUCAAAAUGGUAACUCCCGGCGUAGAUGCUUGUGCAUAUUGCAAAACUACCCAAAAUUUGGACAUUUUGAACAACAAUGAGUUGCUAGAGAUGAUGAGACAGCACAAGCCGGACUACGGUCGAACCACAAGAUUCUGUGGUAAUUGCAAAAGCCGUGCACUUGCCAAACUGAAUCGACGAAAACUAAAUGCGGCCAUCGCUGCAAAGAAAGCAACACGAAGCGCUGGAGAACAGACGACAUCAUCAUAUUCAAAUGCAUCGCGUCCAUUCUUGAGUAAUUCAUCGAGCAGUGGAUCGACAAGCAAACGACGUCGUGAAGAA